AUGUUUUCUUUUUUUUAUUCUGCCUUUUUAACACUUAUUUCCUUACAUCUUUUUUCUCUCGUCCAUUCCUACACUAUUUCGUUCUUUCUUUCGUUUAUUCAGUUCAUUCUCAUUCUGUAUAUUCCUUUCUUUCUUUCUUUCUUUCUUUCUUUCCUUCCUUUUCCUUUCAUUUUUCUUUCUUUCUCCUUUUCCUUUCAUUGUUUUUUUUUACUUCUGUUUUUUCUUUAUACUAAUUCGUUCUUUUUUCACUUCUUUUUUUUAUCUUUCUUCUCUUUUUUGGGGGGUGGGGUCAUUCUCCUCUCUCUUCCUUUGUUUCUAAAAUUCAUUCUUUUUUGUUUACUUCACACGUUUUUCUUUCUUUCGACCUCUCUUAUUUUCUUACUUGUCUCUGAUUUUUUUCUCUGUCUCUUUUUCGUAUUUGUAUACUCCACUAUUUUUCUUUCUUUUUGUCAUUCUCCCUUUUCCUCUACUUUCUUUUACUCUCUCUUUUUCCCUAACAAAUCCCAAUAUUUCCUCUUUUUCAUAACUCAAUCGGUAAAGGUUUUCUUCAUCUCACCCUCACUACCCCACGACUAA
Molecule: messenger RNA, 576 nt
Organism: Acanthosepion pharaonis
Lineage: Eukaryota; Metazoa; Mollusca; Cephalopoda; Sepiida; Sepiidae
Source: the annotation of a GenBank genome assembly